Trichoderma reesei QM6a is the source of this 948-nucleotide messenger RNA. RefSeq lists its product as uncharacterized. Gene Ontology annotation, biological process: DNA repair. Bases 1 to 948 code for a protein of 315 amino acids. The transcript is spliced from 3 exons. NCBI's taxonomy places the organism in Eukaryota, Fungi, Ascomycota, Sordariomycetes, Hypocreales, Hypocreaceae. The record is from RefSeq and is a predicted model, not a curated record.
AUGUCACAGAAGCGAACAAUUGACGCCUUCUUUGGACCUCCUCCAAAGCGGUCCCGUAGCGAUGUCACCAAAGGAACAAUCAUUCCGGAAGAGCAAGAUGAAACAAUUCUCAAAACUCACCAUCCGAAUUACCCAUUCCCAAUUGCCGAACUUCCUGCAUCUAUAAGCAAAGAGCUGUCAUCUCUACCAGCUCGGCCUCCUCGGACCGUCAACAAUGAGCCAGACCUAGAUCUCCUCUACUUCGAGCCUUAUGUGCCGGAUUAUCUAGCACGCCAGCUUUUCCAGUUCUUACGAGCAGAGUUACCGUUUUACAAGGUAGAAUGGACUACAGUCUUUGGUCUUGACGAAACAUCAAAGUUCGACAAAGAAGGCGUCGUGGUAGACGCAAUGACAGGAGUCAAGGUUUCGUCAGAUAGACGUUACGACAAAUACCCCCCUCGACCCAUCCCUAAAUGCCUCGACGACCUUCGCCAGUCCACCGAGGCGGCUACGGGGUGCAAGUUCAACUUUUGCCUGGUCAACUACUACUCUUCGGGUGCGGAUAGCAUCUCAUUCCACAGCGAUGACGAAAGGUUCCUUGGCCCGGAUCCUGCCAUUGCCUCCUUUUCGUUGGGCGCGCGACGGGACUUUCUCAUGAAGCAUAAACCAGUUGCGGCAGGCCAAGGCGAAACCCCAGCUUCCAAGUCGCCUACGCUGAAGUUCCCCCUGAAUAGCGGCGACAUGAUACUUAUGCGAGGCAAGACACAGUCCAACUGGCUUCAUUCCAUACCGAAGCGCACGGGGAAGAACCAAGAAGACGGGGGCAGAAUCAACAUUACGUUCAGAAGGGCCAUGGUCAAAGGGGGGACGGAAAAUUAUUACAACUAUAAUGUCGGGAGUGGUCCCGUGUAUCGCUGGGACAAAGCGAGCGGCGCUAUGAUGCCCUGGAAGCCCUCAUCAAAAAGUUAG